AUGCUUGUCGUAUCUAAAUCUGUGAGCUUUCUUGCCGUUCUUGUACUCGCGGCGGUGAGUACAUCUGUUGAGGCUAGCAGUGGCUACCGGGUUCUAAAAUCGUGUGAGUACAAGGGCGUAUGGACAAAGCAUGGGGAAUGGUACAAAGGGGACAAUAAGGAGUGCUACUGUCAUAGCUCCAAGUGGACCAAGUGUAAGGACGUAUACAAACCAGAAGCGCCCAUCAAGUGUGGGAAGGCUGAUGUGGAGUGCGAUUACGGUACCAAGCUGCGCAAGCACGAGAAGUGCUGCGAUGGAGAUUACUGCGAAGAUUGGGUGCCUAAAUGUAACGAAGAGACUUGCUGCGAGAAGAAGAAAAAUCGACCCACCCGUCAAAUGCAAGAACUCUGA
Molecule: messenger RNA, 390 nt
Organism: Sphaeroforma arctica JP610
Lineage: Eukaryota; Ichthyosporea; Ichthyophonida
Exons: 1
Coding region: 1-390 (129 amino acids)
Source: RefSeq, a predicted model, not a curated record